CACCGCCCAUGGUCCGCACCCGAGGAUGGCAGUGCCCAGAACACGGGGGUGGCAGUGGGACGGCAGUGCCCAGAACACGGGGGUGGCAGUGGGAUGGCAGUGCCCAGAACACGGGGGUGGCAGUGGGACGGCAGUGCCCAGAACACGAGGUUGGCAGUGCCCAGAACACGGGAGUGGCAGUGCCCAGAACACGGGGGUGGCAGUGGGACGGCAGUGCCCAGAACACGAGGUUGGCAGUGCCCAGAACACGGGGGUGGCAGUGGGGUGGCAGUGCCCAGAACACGAAGUUGGCAGUGCCCCGAACAACGGGGAUGGCAGUGGGACGGCAGUGCCCCGAAUAACGGGGAUGGCAGUGGGACGGCAGUGCCCCGAACACGGGGGUAGCAGUGGGGUGGCAGUGCUCUGCACACGGGGAUGACAGUGCCCAGAACACGGAGAUGGCAGUGCUCCACCUAUGCGGCUGGCAGUGCUCCGCGCACAGCGGGAUCUGUGACCCGCACACGGCGGUGGCCGUGUCCUGCACACGGGUGUGGGGCUCGCACUGUGCUGUAUCGCUCACCCCGCCCCUCUGCACAUACCGGCUGCUACCCCCUGUCUGCUGCACCCCCUCUGUCCCCAUCUAUUCCCUUGCACACACCAGAGCGUAACCCGUCCCCGGCGGUGCUGUACACCCCGAACCGUUCUGCACACCCUGAGGGGGUUUCCACCUCUGUUCUCCCUCUCCUAUGGGACGCUGACCCCACCCAUUCCAUCUUCCCUCUGAGUUGUGCCAGCCACGUCCCAUUUUCCCUAACCCCCUGGGGCGCUGUGUCCCCCCCAUGACCCUCUGCACAGACAGACAGCGUUGCUGUCCUGCCUGAAGUCCCCCUUCCCCCCUCCCACUGGGAUGCUGCCCCCCAUUCCUGCCCCCUCUAUCCCCCACCAUACAAACACUAGCAUGCCGCCUCACACAUUUUGGUGGACUCAAUGAUCUUGGAACUCUUUUCCAAUCUUAACAAUUCCAUGAGUUCCACCCUCCACCAUUUCCAUCUCUCUCAAGCUGGGGCCGUGCCCCGCUUCCCGCACUGCCCCCCAGUCCCGGGCAGCCUUCACUGUCUCUCGCACUCUGCCAAGAGCUGGCACUAACCCAAAGCUGCCGGUAACUUUCCAUUAUUCAGCCUGCAGUUCCGGUCCGCUGCGCUCUACAGAUCGAUGGGCUGCUGGCCGGCACGCCACGAUCACGGGGGUGGGCGGUGUCCCCCCUCCCUGCGACAAGGGUGGCCCUUCCGGAGGACACUGCGCCGUCCCCCGGGCAAAGCGGCACAGGGCAGUCCCUGUUGGCAGCUGGGGACCCCGUCCGACUGUCAUACGCUUGUCACAUGGUGUUAAAAACACAGCGGGAACGGCUUUUUAGGGUGGUUUGCGAGCAGGAUAUGAGACAGGGUGGUAAUGCAGGUGCUGCUGACAGGAGCCUUAUCUCUGGUCCACACCCGGGCACUGCUUAUCGGGGACCCCCAUGUGCCAUGGCAGGGGCCACUGCCCCUCGCUGCUGCUGCUGCUGCCACACUUCCCUGGGAGUGAAGGGUCUGUGUGGCUGUGAUGGGAGCAGGCACUGGUGAGAGCAGCAUGGGCACGGGAGCUGGGCGGGGGGAGGCAGGGCUGCACCAUCCCAGAAUGGGCCACAAACUUUGAGGGUUUUCUAGAAAAGCUUCAAAACACCCUGCUGCUUCCUGGCAGGAGGGUAGCUGGUUUGAAGGUGUGUGACCACGUGUUUCUCCCCUGGACAUGCAGCCAUGCUCCGGGUAGAGUUCAGCAUUCCUGUGGGGCUGAGUCAGCAGGACAGGUGCUGCCAGGCUGGCACUGCUGCCCUCCACGCCUGGCUAUGCCUGGACCUAUGGCUGUGGGUGACCAUAGAAGACUUUCAGACAGGCUCUGCCUGCACCUGUAUGCCCCCUGCUGAUGGGUGGCAGUGGUUUGUGUGUUGGCUGGACUGUACUGCUCCUCCCCUGCUGCAGAUUUGGGGUUUGCACAUGUGGUGCCUGGCUAGGUGAGUUUUGCCUGUGCCAUGUGGGCCAUUCACAUCCAAGAGAGUUCUCAAUGCAUCUCUGCCCAAGCCCCAGUGGGAUUUGCCUGGAUAUCAGGAAAGGGGUCUUCACCUAGAGGAUGGUGGGGCACUUAAAAAGCUCUCCAGGAGGUGGUCAUGGUCCCAAGACUGCCAGAGCAAAAGGAUUGUUUGGACAAUCAGCAUAGGGUAGGAUUGUUGUCCUCUGCAGGGCUAGGAGUGGAACUUGAUGUCCUCAUUUGUCCCUUCCACCUCAGGAUGUCCUGUAAUUCUAUGGACAGGUACCAAGUCCAGGGUGGCAUUGGAAGGGUUAUAUUGAAUGGUGUCCCUUGCCAACCAUCACUCUGGGUUCUCCCUGGCUCUGUUUGGGUUACAAUCCCAAAUUCUCAGUUCUUCUGCCAGGGCUGGUGCUGAGUUGGGCUGUGUGUGAUUGAGAGAGGUAGGCAGACCUGAGUUCAUGACUGCUGGACUCCGGUGCUGUGUCCUCCCUUUGGUGAAUGCUUUGGGAUUGUGCUGCUGCCAGCCAGGAAGCAGAGUUACAAACCACAGCAGCCAGUGGGUAUUUUGGCCUCUUGAUGCUGUCUUCUGUUGUUCUUCUGGAGCAAGCCCGACAUAAUGACAGGGAAAUGCCCUUUCCACUCCAGCAAUGGGCUAUGGCACCUCUCCCACAGCCUUUCCGGCUGGGAACAACAAUGCAAAGUGGGCAAGAAACAGCUUAUCCUGCCUGCUGCAGGCCCCUGCCUGCCCUGCUCAGUCUGGAAUCCAGGGCUCUGCCAGCUUGUCCUAGGAGGCCUCAGCCACGUGCUGAAGACUGCUGCCAGGUCAUGGUGACACAGCUGGAAAAUAAGUGUCCUGCAGGCAGCAAAGGGGGUUCAACGGGGGUUCAGCGUGGCUGCAGUUCUGGGUGGGGGGUGGAGAGGCUGCACUGGGUAGGGGUUUCUGGUACCUGUGGAGUGAAACAGCGAGCCCCCCCAUAGUGGAAGUGGUUGUAGCCUCCUGGCAGCCUUGGGGCCAUUGCUGGCCCACAGGUAUCCCAAGACUGCAGAUGGGUUAGGGUUGUGCUGACACAGGGGAGGGACCAUCCUGCCCCUAGCACUGUAAGAUGCUCUUCAGGCUCUGCUGUGUGGAGCAUGUACUUGGCUUCCUCUAGAAAUUGCUUGUGUGCAUAUCUAACACCUGUCCCAGUGUGGGAUCACUGUCUCCAGCCUGGCCAAUGCUGCUCCCAGAGCUGCCACCUCCCCUUGUUCUGUUCCAGGUGCUGCUGCCACCUGUGCUCUGUUAGCAUGUGCCUGCGAUCAUGGGGUAGCUUCUGUUUAGCUUGAAGCUCUCCAAGGCCGUCCUGUGGUGGUCCUGGGCUGGUGUGCACUGACAACGCCCACAUGGAGCAGGUUGAAGGUCUAUUCUGCCAAGAGCUUUGUUUUAUUCCUACCUGUGGAAUUUUAAGUACCACCCAUACCUCCAAAAUGGACUUCAUGUAACCACGAGUCUUUUCCUUGGAUGUAAUAAUUCAAGGACAGCUUCUCCCUGAUCCCUCAUAUCCUUUGCCAGACCCACUUGCUGCUGAGCGAAGCAAACAUGCUGUGCUGCUGGCACCCUCCGGGUAACCUCCAGGGCCAAAGAAAUUAUUUCUGACAGUGGGACCUUUGUGCUGCUCCUGAACUGGUUUACUUAUUCUGAUCCAAAACUUCCCAAAAGCCCCAUCUGCUGUGUCAGCUGGAUUAUCCUUCUCAGCCAUCCAGCAAGUCCUCAUAACCUACUUUAGGCAAAUGUGAGCUCCCAGGCCCUAAGCUCAGCCUUGAGGUUGUUCCUGUCUGGAUAUAGCCUGCCAGCAGCGUCUGGACAGCACCUGGAGAUGGGACCUGCUCUGGGAGACUUGUGGUUUGCAGAAGGGAUGGUCAGGUAUAAUCCGAGUUCAGUGGCACUUGGUGGGUGAGGGAAUGGCUUUACUGGCCAAGAUCAAUAUUGCGAAGCGAGCAGCUGAUGUCCAGGAUGAAGGUAUUUUUUCAGCUGGAAGGAGGUUUCUUUGUUUUACUUGAUGCAUAAGAACAAAGUGAGCACCAUGGCACUGCUUUGAAUGCCCCCCUAGAGUAUGAAGGAACAGCUGGUGCAGUCAUGCAGCAGAAAUGCUGCUGGGAAGGGUGUGUUUGUCUUCAGGAAUGUAAAACACUCUAAUACUCUAACUCCAAGGGUGCUGUUUGCUAUUUGAGCUGUAUACCUUCACUCCAGCCACUAAUCCCUGGUACCUUGGAUGAUGUGCCUUGGGCUCAGAGCUGUCCCUUGCAAAAAGGACCCAUGUCUCUGUGUGCCUUCAUGUCACAGCAGUAUUCAGCUGAAGCUGUCCCCUAUGCCAUGCCAACUGUUUCAAAGGGAGCUUCCACCUAGCAAGGGCUUUGCUGAUAAAUCCCAUUUCUGAGAGUAUGAUCUCUCCUCCUCCCUUUCUUCCACCCUCUUUCUGUACUUAGGGAUGGAAAGCUGCUUUCCCAGUCCUCAGGUGAGUAAAGUCAGGGAGCAGACCUGAUAUGGUGCUUGCUGCUUCCCAUGAGCUCCAGCUGCUCCUCCCCUGGCUCACACCAGGCUUCAUGGCACUUGGAGUGAUGUGGGACUGUUCCUGGUUCCAGGGGGCCAGAGAGAAUGCCUCGUUUCCAGUUGUUCAUGCUUCCAGCAGCCCCUAAUUCCUGUCACAGGGUUUCUAUAUGGGAGAACAUGUCCUGGGACCAUGCCAUGUGCCUCUCUGCUGUCUUCUCCAGGCCUGCUGGCUCCAGAUGGAUGGUUUUGCUGCUUCCCUCGCAGUGUGCUUCUUCCCCAUUGGGCACAGCCAGUUUGGGGAUGGGGAUGCCAAGACAGAAACCUCCUGGAGGAGAUGGCUCUGCUGCCACCCAGGCUGCUCUCCAGGGGCUGGCCCUGGGUCUGCAGCUGGCUUUAGGGUGUCAGUAAGAAGGCUUAGCUACUCAAGCUCAGGAAAGAUCUUGUUACUUGGCCAGCACCCCCAGGCUGUCAGAGCCCUGUUAUCUCCUUGGCAGAGAGUUUGGGCUGAAAAUGACACCGGAGAUCAGCUGGAGUUGAAAACAAGACAUUGUUUGUGAGUUGUUGGCUGAAGCCACGCCACAGAGGAGUGUGGGGCAGCAGGGCACCCUUGGCUUGAUGUGCUCAGGGUCUGGAGGAGCUCUGUGCUUUGCGGUCUGGCUGCUGGUGCCAUUAAGGUUAGGAGGCAGUGGGUUGAGGCUUGAUGUCACCACAGCAAGGAUCAUGAGCAGGAUGGAGAUGGAGCAUGCCAGCCCCAUCAGACUGACUUUGUCCUUGCCAUGGAGUGGGCUUUUGGAGAGCAACUCUGAACCCUGGGAUGAAGCAUUCUCACUGUGCUGCCUCAGGGUUCCCAGGUCUACCUUGGAUGGAUGGUGAAGCCCUGUUCCCUUCCACAGGUGGGUUUCAGGCAUCUGAACUGCCAGCUAGAUCCCAUCAGCAAUGGGAUGGCAAGGGAACAGCAGGGAAUAGCACCAGGAUGGCAUCACAGGAGCCUCAGAGCUGCCCUGUCCAUCAGCAUAGGGUUGCAGGGGGUUGCUGACCUGGCCCUUAUCUUUCCUGUUUUUCUUCUUAGCUCCCACACCUCUGCAGCCGAGAAGGAGAUGGGAGGAGCAGAAAAAAGGGAGAAGCGAUACCGAGCCCAUCAGGGUUUUGGGGAUCACCAUGGUGGAGUCGCUGGUGCCCACACCUAUUUCUACGCUGAUGAGGCCAAGUGUGACCAACACAUGGAGACUUUUCUCCACUGUAUUGAUGCCUUAAGUGGCAGUUCAGAUGACGGCUUCGCUGCCAUCAAGCUGACAGCACUGGCCAGACCCCAGUUCCUGGUGCAGUUCUCAGAGGUGCUGGUGAAGUGGCAAAGGCUCUUCCACCAAAUGGCUGCAGAGCAGGACCAGGCCGGGCGGGCAGUGCUGGACAUAAAGCUGGAGCUGGAGAAGCUGCAGGAGGCACUGGCCAGCUUCGGUAUCGCGAGCAAGGCAGAGAGCCAGCAGUGGUUCAUAGGCAAUAAACUGGGCACAAUCAGCACUGUGGAUCUGCUGGACUGGAACAGCCUGUUCGACAGCCGCACCAAGCUCUCCAGGCCUUUGCUCAUCCCCAACAGGAAGACUGGGCAGCUGGAGCCUCUGCUGUCACGCUUCAGCAAGGAGGAGGAGCUGCAGAUGAAGAGGGUGCUGCAACGCAUGGAUGUCCUUGCAAAAAGAGCCAUGGAGAAGGGCGUGAGGCUGAUGGUAGAUGCGGAGCAGAGCUACUUCCAGCCAGCCAUCAGCCACCUCACUGUGGAGAUGCAGCGCCGCUUCAACAAGAGCCGGCCCAUCAUCUACAGCACUUACCAGUGCUACCUGAAGGAAGCUUACAACAAUGUGACACGGGACAUGGAGCUGUCGCGCCGGGAGGGCUGGCUCUUUGGCACCAAGCUGGUGCGUGGCGCCUACAUGGAGCAGGAGAGGGAGAGGGCAGCUCAGAUGGGCUAUGAGGAUCCCAUCAACCCCACCUAUGAGAAGACCAACGAGAUGUACCACAGGUGCCUGGACUAUGUCCUGGAGGAGAUCAAGCAUAGCCGGAAAGCCUGCGUGAUGGUGGCAUCUCACAAUGAGGAAACGGUGAAGUUUACCCUGCGCAGGAUGAUGGAGUUGGGGAUCCAUCCCUCAGACAAGAAAGUGUGCUUCGGGCAGCUGCUGGGCAUGUGUGAUCAGAUCACCUUCCCCCUGGGCCAGGCUGGCUUCUCCGUGUACAAGUAUGUGCCCUAUGGGCCGGUGAACGAGGUACUGCCUUACCUGUCCCGCCGGGCCCAGGAGAACAGGGGCUUCAUGCAGCGGGCGAACCGCGAGCGGGACCUGCUCUGGAAAGAGGUCAAGAGGCGUCUCCUCACAGGAAACCUCUUCAGCCACUGAACCUAGCCCCAGCCCAGGGGCUCCUGUACCUUCACCCUGAACCACUGUCACCAUUCCCCAUCCCAGUUCUGCUGCAGCUCCCCCAGCCCUCUUUGCCCAGGGAGAGAAGUGUCCUUACUGCUGUUGAACCACUCACACCUUCCGGUAGCCUCUGGGAUUGCCCCAGCUGACAUUACCCAGGGAUGUCCCUCUGCCAUUCCAUGGCCUCUCGAGCUGCCUCCUGCCAGCCCACUCUGUGCCUUGAUGAACACUGUCCCGGCAUUUUUUUCCCUGGCAGGAUUGCACAGAGUGAUUUAUCCACUUGCCUUGUGCCCAUGGGCUCGGGUUCAGGUAGGCUGAAUGACUUGGGAACAAGCUGGCCUCAACCAGAAGCUUCUCCAGCCUCUGCCAGGGCUGGAGCUUUGCCUCCAUCAGACUUUUGAAGGGGCAGGAUCAGCCCCCGUUGCCUGUCCCAGACAGCUACCUGCCCACUCACUGGCUUUGUACUGACCAGAGCUGGGCAGGUCCAGGCUCUCCCCCAUCCCACUGGGAUUAGGUGCCUGGGGUUGUCCAUCCUCAGGCACACGUCCUAUGGAGCAGGAGGGGUGAGGGGAGUGGGCUGGCCCCAUCCCUGUACCAUUCCUCCCCACUGUCCUUCGUUCUAAUGAUGGACCAGGGGCAGUGGGAGCACCAGGAGCUGGACAACAGCUCCUUUCUGCUAUACACUGGAUUUGUAGAGAAUGGAAAUGAUUAAAUCACAACUGUUCCUGCUGUCA
Molecule: messenger RNA, 7706 nt
Organism: Catharus ustulatus (Swainson's thrush)
Lineage: Eukaryota; Metazoa; Chordata; Aves; Passeriformes; Turdidae
Product: proline dehydrogenase 1, mitochondrial-like
Exons: 12
Coding region: 5434-6951 (505 amino acids)
Cellular component (GO): mitochondrion
Molecular function (GO): FAD binding; proline dehydrogenase activity
Source: RefSeq, a predicted model, not a curated record